This is a messenger RNA of Olea europaea var. sylvestris, 1190 nucleotides long. RefSeq names its product transcription initiation factor TFIID subunit 14b-like. The record is from RefSeq and is a predicted model, not a curated record. The transcript has 7 exons. Lineage: Eukaryota; Viridiplantae; Streptophyta; Magnoliopsida; Lamiales; Oleaceae. Gene Ontology annotation, biological process: regulation of DNA-templated transcription. The coding region runs from base 304 to 1080 and encodes 258 amino acids.
CAAAAUGAUACUGUUGUACGCAUUUUCAUUUUAAAAAAUGGAGGCCAAUGGGGGCUAAAACCUAAUUUCAUACACUUUUCGAUUGGAAAGGCCCUAAUUUCAAUUGGAUUCUUAAUGAAAUUAUAGUUGGGAAGAACAAUUGUGGAAGGAAAAUGCUAUUUCUACCCCGAUCAUUUACUUGUAGCAAAACCCACCGUGGAAUGCCUUAGAAUCAGAAAGUAGAAACACGGAGCAUAUCAGCCGGACAUUGGUGGGCCACACCGAAAUCACAGCGCACCAGAAUUGCUAAAUAUUCAGACGAUAAUGAGAAAUGAGAAAAAGACUUUGGGUAAGAAGCUUAAAGAUUCGGAAAUUUGUGUCCCAAUUGUGUAUGGUAAAAUUGCGUUUUGGCUUGGCAAGAAAGCUAGCGAGUACCAGUCUCAUAAAUGGACAGUUUAUGUGCGUAGCCCUACAAAUGAGGACCUGGAAGUGGCGAUAAAGCAAGCUGUUUUCCUACUACUUUCAACGUUUAAUAAUCCCACGAGGGUUGUUGAAGGUCCUUUUGAAUUAUCGGAGUCUGGAUGGGGUGAAUUUGAAAUCGUCAUUACCCUUCAUUUCGACAGGGACAUUACUGUAAAGCCAUUGCACUUGUGGGCCUGCUCUCUUUGUCAUGCUUGUGUGAGGUAUCACCAUUUGAAGUUAUACCCUGAGGAGGACUCUGGUCCCAUGUCCAUGAAGAAGCCUGCUGUCAGGAAAUCCUAUGACGAAAUUGUGUUUUCUGAGCCUUCAGAGGGUUUCCUUGCACGCGUGCAGAAUCAACGUGCCGUUAUUAUGCCUAUAGACUACCCAGUGGCUUUGCGUUGCCUCCUUGAUAUUGACGGUGGGGAGAGGGGUGACACCAAAAAUAAUCCCCUAAUCCAGUGGUUCACCAAUUUCUCUGAGGCCUAUGAACUAUUAAAACUAGCUGCCACACGCCAGCAGGUGAAAGCUCAUAUUGCGAGACUCAGACGGCAGUUGAGUUUGAUAGACGGGCAGCAACAACUGAAAUCUCCAUCUGACACGAGGAGAAAAAUUGGCAGUCAGAUCGAUUCUUAUAUAUGAAGAUAUACUCCUUCAGUGCUUUGUAUAAUUUGUGGGAACUCUUAAACACUUUCUGACGUACUCUACUCCAUAUUUAUAGGCAUUAAUAUUCUGAUUUGAGGUUUUACUAA